Molecule: messenger RNA, 333 nt
Organism: Prorocentrum cordatum
Lineage: Eukaryota; Dinophyceae; Prorocentrales; Prorocentraceae
Source: the annotation of a GenBank genome assembly
GAGCUGGCGCGCCGGCGCGAGGUGCUGCGCCUGCGGCGCCUCUUCGAGCAGCGGGCCGCCGCGCUGCUCGCGGGCCCCGCGGAGGGCGCGGCGGCCCCGCGGGAAGCCUUCAACCGGUGGCUGCUGGCGCGCGCCAACAGCCCCGCGGCGCGCGGCCCGGGCGCGGAGCCGCUGCUGGGCGGCUGGGACCCCGAGGCGGGAGCGCUGCUGCAGCGGGAGCUGCUGGCCGCGCUCGAGGCGUCGCGGCCCGCGGGCCUCGGGGACAGCGCGUUGCCCGCCGCCGCAGCGGCGUGCGCGGAGCUGGAGCGGGAGGCCGGCCGGGCGGCGUCGGGC